AUUUCAUUUCAAAUCUAGGGUUUUUUUUUUUUUCUUGGUGUGUUGAGUCAUGAUCCAGGCACUCUCAAGUUGUUGGCCUUGAGAGUCUGUAGCUCUGUCAACUUCUGAUUUUUCUACAUUUGUUGUGUGCUUAAGUUCUGUUUUGGGUUUGUGGGGGUGGAGCUGUUUCAGCUUUUAGCACCACUUUCCUUCUGUUUUUUGUGGGUAAAGGUCAAAAAUUUCGUUUUUAUUUUCCCCAUUUUAAGAAAACCCGUGUAAAACUCUUGGUUUAGAAUCUCCGUGGGUUUCUGAUUUGAAGAUUUAGGGUUGAAGGGGUUCCGUUUCCCUUGUUUUUCAUUCUUUUUUACUGUCAAGAUUCAACCUUUUUCUGUUGUUUCUAUAAGCUUUUCACCACUUCAAGAAAAACCCUUGUAAAACCCUUUGCUUUGAGAUCUCCAUUUAUGCUUUUAUUUUGGGUGUUAGUUUAAGAAUCUGCCGUUUAGUUAAAGAUUUGAGGUUUAAGGGGUUUAAAAAUACAAUCUUUAGGCACUAAAAUAUAAGUGUUUUUGUAACUAAUCAAUUAGUAAAUGCAUGGAUGGGAGGGAAGCCAUGGCCUUGUCUAGUGGGUCAGCUUCAUAUUACGUACAUAGAGGUAGCGUUGGUGGGUCUGUUUCUGGAACACAGUCUGGUGUGUUACAAGUAGCACCUGGGUUCAGACCAUUGUCGAACCCGGGUAUUCCGGCUCAGUCCAAUGCUCGGGGCAGCUCGGUUGGACCAACAUUUUCUAUAGAGCCAUCUCAUGCCAAUUUUCCUCGUGGCAUUCACAUAGGAGUGUCUCCUGGAGUUCCAUCCGGCGAGCCUGUAAAGAAGAAAAGAGGGAGACCAAGGAAAUAUGGUCCUGAUGGCCAAGUUUCUUUGCGACUGUCUUCUAUGUCUGCUUCUGCUAAUGCUAUACAAGAUUCAAACACGCCUAUCCAGAAGCGGGCUAGAGGGCGGCCUCCUGGAAGUGGGAGGAAGCAGCAACUAGCUGCUCUUGGUGACUGGAUGAACAGUUCAGCUGGAGUGGCUUUUGCACCACAUGUUAUCACUAUUGGAGUUGGGGAGGACAUUGCAGCAAAAAUAUUAUCAUUUUCACAACAGAGGCCAAGGGCUCUAUGCAUCUUGUCAGGCAGUGGUACAGUUUCUUCAGUAACACUACGGCAACCUGCAUCUACGGGUGUCAGUGUCAUAUAUGAGGGUCGUUUCCAGAUAUUAUGUUUGUCUGGUUCUUACUUGGUUGCUGAAGAUGGCGGCCCACGCAACCGGACAGGUGGUGUAAGUGUUUCCCUUUCAAGUCCUGAUGGCCACGUUGUUGGUGGUGCUGUUGCAACGCUUAUUGCAGCAAGCCCAGUUCAGGUGGUAGUUUGCAGUUUUGUACAUGGCAGUUCUAAGACCAAGACCAAACAAGUGGCUGGUGCCAAAGGCAAUGAGGGUUCUGAAGCUCAGCACAGUGAUAAGCUAGCUACACCACCUAGUGCUACCUCUACUCAAAAUUACACUCCCUCUGCAACAAGCAUUUGGCCCGUUUCACGGCCGGUUGAACUGAGAAACCCCCAUACCGGUAUUGACUUGAUGCGCGGAUGAAUAUUUGCUGCAACAGACACAUGCCAAUUUUGUAUAUAAAUGUGUUGUUGUACAUGAACCGAGUCUGAGAGAAUUGUUGCUUGCCCGUCUGCAGUAGGUUGAAGGGUUUGUGCUAACAUGUUCUGUAACAAAGCCAUCAUUUUGGAGAUUAUCAGGAAGCAAUCUUACUGAAAAAUAGAUGAUAUUUGGACAA
Messenger RNA from Alnus glutinosa, 1795 nucleotides. Its product is annotated as AT-hook motif nuclear-localized protein 5. Gene Ontology annotation, molecular function: minor groove of adenine-thymine-rich DNA binding. The record is from RefSeq and is a predicted model, not a curated record. The transcript has 5 exons. Bases 571 to 1602 code for a protein of 343 amino acids. NCBI's taxonomy places the organism in Eukaryota, Viridiplantae, Streptophyta, Magnoliopsida, Fagales, Betulaceae.